GCCGCGGGGCCAUGCUGCGCUGGCUGCGUGGCUUCGUGCUGCCCACCGCAGCCUGCCAGAGUGACUAUGACCGCUUAGCCUAUGAGAUCCUCUUCGAAGACCUGGACCGCAAUGGGGACGGUGUGGUGGACAUCGGGGAGCUCAGGGAUGGGCUGAGAAACUGGAAUUCCUCGUUUGGUAACGACUCCGAGAAGACAAUUCUUCAUGCUGCAGAUGCCAAUGCUGAUGCAGGACUGGAUUUUGAAGAAUUUGUGCAGUACCUUCAAGACCAUGAGAAGAAAAUGAAACUGGCAUUUAAGAGUCUGGACAAAAAUAAUGAUGGAAUGAUAGAUGCUUCAGAAAUAAUUGCUGCCGUGAAAUCAUUGGGAAUCCACAUUUCUCUUUCUCAGGCAAACGACAUCCUGAAAAGCAUGGAUAGCGACGGGUCAAUGACAGUAGACUGGGAUGAAUGGAGAGACUACUUCUUCCUCCACCCUGCAAAAAAUAUCAGUGAAAUUCUUCGUUUCUGGAAGCAUUCCACUAUAAUUGAUAUAGGAGAGAGUAUAUCUAUUCCAGAUGAAUUUACAGAACAAGAAAAGAAGUCUGGGCAAUGGUGGAAACGGUUAGUAACAGCGGGAAUAGCGAGUGCGAUCGCACGGACAUGCACGGCACCUCUGGACCGCUUGAAAGUCAUGAUGCAGGUUCGUAGAUCAAAAACAAGUAAAAUGGGAUUGGUUAAUGAGUUCAAGCAGAUGGUAAAAGAAGGAGGAUUUUUUUCUCUUUGGCGAGGAAAUGGUGUGAAUGUUUUUAAAAUUGCACCAGAGACAGUACUCAAGAUCGGGGCCUAUGAACAGUAUAAGAAAUUUCUUAGUUUUGAUGAUGCUAAUUUAGGAGUUCUUCAACGAUUUAUAGCUGGUUCCAUGGCUGGUGCAACUUCCCAAACCUGUAUCUAUCCCAUGGAGGUGAUAAAGACCAGGCUGAUUUUAGGUAAAACAGGGGAGUAUUCUGGGAUUCUUGACUGUGGCAGGAAGCUUCUGAAGACAGAGGGCAUUCAGGCCUUCUGCAAAGGCUAUGUUCCCAACCUGAUUGGCAUCGUUCCAUAUGCAGGCUUAGAUCUCGCCAUCUUUGAGCUCCUGAAGAAUUACUGGCUGGAACACUACUCAGUCAACUCCGUGAACCCUGGGAUAGCAAUCGUGCUGGGCUUCAGCACACUGUCACACACUUGUGGCCAAUUAGCCAGUUUCCCCCUGAACCUUGUUAGAACUCGAAUGCAGGCAGCUAUCCUGGAAAAGGAAACCAUACCUAUGUUGCAGCUCAUUAAAGAAAUAUACAUUAAAGAAGGAAAGAAGGGAUUUUUCAGGGGUCUCACCCCUAAUAUCAUGAAGCUGCUUCCAGCAGUGGGCAUUGGCUCUGUGGCUCAUGAAUUACUGAAACUGCUUUUUGGAUUAACCUAGAGGUGCAAUAUCAGUCUGCCGAACUGCCAUAAUCACUAAGGUGUAAAACAACCCUGGGCUGUAAGAUGAUCUUCCUUUUUCCUAAAAGGAAAGAAAUAUCAACUACUUGUAAAAUUACUUUUUCUUUAUUUAUUAUAAAAUAUACAAAUUAAACUAUAUACAA
Molecule: messenger RNA, 1596 nt
Organism: Phodopus roborovskii (desert hamster)
Lineage: Eukaryota; Metazoa; Chordata; Mammalia; Rodentia; Cricetidae
Product: calcium-binding mitochondrial carrier protein SCaMC-1
Exons: 10
Coding region: 12-1433 (473 amino acids)
Biological process (GO): transmembrane transport
Molecular function (GO): ATP transmembrane transporter activity; calcium ion binding
Source: RefSeq, a predicted model, not a curated record